Messenger RNA from Nestor notabilis (Kea), 449 nucleotides. RefSeq names its product sulfotransferase 1C1-like. NCBI's taxonomy places the organism in Eukaryota, Metazoa, Chordata, Aves, Psittaciformes, Psittacidae. The annotation marks the transcript as partial. The record is from RefSeq and is a predicted model, not a curated record. Gene Ontology annotation, molecular function: sulfotransferase activity. The transcript is spliced from 3 exons.
GACAAGGACUGCAAGGUGAUGCCACGGGUGCUGCCCAGCUCUCUGUGUCUGAGUGCCAGGGAGGAGCACCGCUCUGCACCCAUCCACUUUCCCUCGGCUGUCAUCUACAUGGCCUGCAACCCCAAGGAUGUCGUUGUCUCCUCCUCCUACUUCUUCCAGGUGCCCACGAUGCUCCCUGACCCUGACACGCUGACUGCCCUGCAGGACCCACGAUGGGAAGUGCAGAUGACCCUAUGGUCUCUGGGCAAGGAGGUGGUGCAGGGGGUGGUGGUGAGGGUCCUCCACCACAUGUCCUUUGGGGAUAUGAGGAAGAACCCUGCUGCCAGCUGUGAGGCCAUGCCCACUGUCCUGGUGGACCACAGCCUCUCACCUUUCCUCUGGGAAGGUGGGGACUGGAAGAACCACUUCACUGUGGCACAGAAUGGCCCAAGCAUUACUGGGAGCACAUA